Messenger RNA from Microthlaspi erraticum, 2610 nucleotides. The record is from the annotation of a GenBank genome assembly. Lineage: Eukaryota; Viridiplantae; Streptophyta; Magnoliopsida; Brassicales; Brassicaceae.
AUGGAGGCUUCUCUAGCGGCUUUGGAGCGGCCACGCGGUGCUGCUUCUAAUACGGUUUUUAAGAGCGGUCCACUUUUCAUAUCCUCAAAAGGAUUGGGCUGGACGUCUUGGAAGAAACGCUGGUUCAUCCUCACACGUACUUCUUUGGUCUUCUUCAAAAAUGACCCUGGUACACUACCACAAAAGGGAGGUGAAGUUAACUUAACUCUUGGUGGCAUCGACUUGAAUAACUCCGGAAGUGUCGUGGUGAGAGAGGAUAAAAAAUUGUUGACCGUAUUAUUUCCUGAUGGGCGUGAUGGGAGAGCUUUCACUCUUAAGGCUGAGACAAAUGAAGAUUUGUACGACUGGAAAACUGCUCUUGAGCAGGCUCUUGCACACGCCCCUAAUGCAGCACUCGUCAUGGGUCAUAAUGGAAUAUUCCGUGCUGACAAUAACGAGGCUAUCGAAGGGCGGGAUAAGCGUCCAUUAAAAUCCUUGGUUGUUGGAAGACCAAUCUUACUUGCUCUUGAAGAUAUUGAUGGAAGCCCAUCAUUCCUUGAGAAAGCUCUUCAGUUCAUUGAGAAGUAUGGAACUAAAAUUGAAGGAAUAUUAAGACAGUCUGCUGAUGUGGAGGAGGUGGAACGUAGAGUUCAAGAAUAUGAACAGGGCAAAACGGAGUUCACUUUUGAUGAAGAUCCACAUGUUAUUGGAGACUGCAUUAAGCAUGUAUUGAGGGAGUUGCCUUCUUCCCCGGUUUCUGCAUCUUGUUGUACUGCCCUGCUGGAAGCUUACAGAAUCGAGUCUAAGGAGGCUCGUAUUAGUUCAUUGCGCUCUGCUAUGGCGGAAACAUUUCCUGAACCUAAUAGACGUCUACUACAACGGAUUCUGAAAAUGAUGCAUACUAUCUCGUCUCACUCCCACGAAAAUCGAAUGCACCCAUCUGCUGUAGCUGCUUGCAUGGCUCCCUUGCUCUUACGUCCUUUACUGGCUGGCGAAUGUGAUCUAGAGGACGAUUUUGAUAGCGGCGAAGACAAUUCUGCUCAGCUUCUUGCUGCUGCUAAUGCUGCCAACAAUGCUCAAGCCAUCAUUACUAUUCUCCUGGAGGAUUAUGGAAGUAUUUUCGAUGAAGAAAGCAUUCAAAGAUGUUCCAUUUCGACUGAAUCACAUAUUGGAAAUAGCGGGCCUGAUGAUUCUAGUGAUGAUGACAACAACCCGAAAAAUGUAUAUCAUAAUGCAGAGAAUGAAGUUGAACCAGUGACAGAUGAUGACAAUGAGCGUGCACUGAGUGGAAAAAUGAGCGAGAGCAGUGGUUGCACAGGGAGCGAUCUCUAUGAAUACAAGGGAUUUGUUGCUGAUGACUCUGAUAUCGAAUCACCGAGAGAGACAAAUGGUGCAGUACGUAAUACAAACGUACGGACAGAUUUUCUUGGGAGAAAUCCCUUUGACAACUCCACGGAUCAACAAGCUAGAGAGCUUUUAGUCGAGUCUCCAACAAAAUACAGAGAAAACUCAGGUCUCGAAACUGUUGGCGAGUCUCGUCAAUCAUCAGGGAAGGUUCUAAAUGCACUCACUAAUGGGAAUACUUUGGCUGCUUCUGGUCUUGAAUCUUCAAGUGAGAAAUCCGUAAAUAAGGGCACACCCUCCUCUGUUCAUACAAAGCGCGCAACAUUCUGGGGCCGAGGCAGUGCCAGAAAGAUAUCCACAGAUGGAUCUUUUGAUUCUUCAGGAGAAGACGAGCUUGCUAUACAAAGGCUCGAGACCACGAAAAAUGAACUGCGACAACGAAUUGCAAAGGAGGCCAGAGGUAAUGCGAUAUUACAGGCUAGCUUGGAGAGAAGGAAGCAAGCACUGCAUGAACGUCGUUUGUCGCUUGAACAAGAUGUGUCAAGAUUACAAGAGCAACUGCAAGCCGAAAGAGAUCUCCGAGCUGCACUGGAGGUUGGGUUAAGCAUGUCUUCUGGACAAUUCAGCUCACAUGGUGUGGAUUCGAAAACAAGGGCUGAGCUUGAGGAAAUUGCUCUUGCCGAGGCUGAUGUGGCCAGGCUGAAGCAGAAAGUUGCAGAACUUCACCAUCAGCUUAACCAGCAACGUCAGACUAACUUUGGUUCCUUCUCAGACGCGCGUGAUAAUCAUCAGUACCUCCAGAAUCACACUCCUCAAAAAAGAUUUCUUCAGCAAGAUUUUGAUUCCACUCUUGCUUAUGUAAAUCAUGAAAGAAAACAAAGACACGAGGAGAAUGUGCUGGGAGCAGAGUGGAGAAAUAGCAAAGGAGCAGGAUCUUGUGGUGUUGGCAAUAUCAGGCAACCAUCUCGUAAACAAAUACCAGAAUCAACGAACAUGAUUGACUCUAAAAUCAGUGAAGACUCUGGAAAGAUGUCUGUGGACAAGUUCUCAUCCAUAGAUUCCCCAUCUGCUCCGUCGACUUCAAGAGCUUUAGAUAUAACAGAGUACCCAAGGCUGAAUCAUCCGUCAGCGGCUGCAUCAGCAGCUCUGGUAGAGUUGACAACUCGUCUUGAUUUCUUCAAGGAAAGACGUUCGCAGCUCAUGGAGCAGCUCCAGAACCUCGACCUUAACUACGGUUCGUCUUCUCAAGAUUUCAUACACAGGCCAUCUUCUCCACCUUGGAACUAA